CCUCCCAUUUCCAGACUGGCAGCAAUAGGAAGAGCCGCAGAAAAAGUCAUUUAAGAAUUAUCUUUUCUACGCUCAAGCAGACAGCCUCUCUCUCUCUCUCUCUCGCUCGCUCGCUCUCUCUCUCUCCCUCACACAGCCCGCUGCUGUCGCUUUGAUCUUCCCUUAACAACAGUGCACGUCACAAGGCUGCAUCGCACAGAAAGGGAGUUUUGUCAGGCGGAACGCGGCGCGAGACUUGUUCAGUGGCUUGCAAGCAGCAGAGAGGGCGAGAGCGGCAUCAGCACAAACCUCCAUCCUUGCCGAAAAAAAGACGACUUUUUCCACCUCUUUACUCAACUUUUUCUUCCUCCGUGCCAAAGUCAGCGCCGAAGCCAUGGAGCACCAGCUGUUCUGCUGCGAGGUGGAUACCAUAAGAAGAGCUUACCACGACGCCAACUUGUUGAAUGACCGAGUUUUACAGACAAUGCUCAAAGCGGAGGAAAACUACCUCCCCUCGCCCAAUUAUUUCAAAUGCGUGCAGAAAGAAAUUGUACCCAAAAUGAGGAAAAUCGUCGCCACAUGGAUGCUAGAGGUGUGUGAAGAACAGAAAUGUGAAGAGGAGGUUUUCCCUUUGGCCAUGAAUUACUUGGACAGGUUUCUGUCUGUCGAACACACUAAAAAGACGCGACUGCAGCUGCUGGGAGCCGCCUGCAUGUUCUUGGCCUCCAAAAUGAAGGAAACGGUGCCUUUAACAGCUGAAAAGCUUUGCAUAUACACGGAUAACUCCAUACGCCCCUGCGAACUAUUGCAAAUGGAGCUACUUGUACUCAAUAAGCUGAAGUGGGAUCUAGCCUCUGUGACGCCACAUGACUUCAUUGAACAUUUUCUCACCAAACUGCCCAUUCACCAGAGCACCAAGCAAAUUCUGCGCAAACAUGCACAGACAUUUGUUGCUCUCUGCGCAACAGAUGUCAAUUUCAUCGCCAGCCCUCCCUCAAUGAUCGCAGCAGGAAGUGUCGCUGCAGCCGUGCAGGGACUCUACUUGAAAGGUGCAGACAGUUCUUUAUCCUCUCAGAACCUCACCAACUACCUGUCCCAAGUUAUCAGGAGUGACCCUGACUGUCUUCGAUCGUGCCAAGAGCAGAUCGAAUCUCUGCUGGAGUCCAGUUUAAGGCAAGCACAGCAGCAAAGCAUCUCCACAGAAAGCAAACGCGUGGAGGAGGACGUGGAUCUCUCGUGCACUCCUACAGAUGUCAGGGACAUUAACAUCUGAGGGUGUCAGCCUUCAUCUAGAGUCUUGUUUAUUCAUUGGUGUAAUGGGCUUUGACCAGUGGCUUCAUGGGACUAGAGGGCACACAGCCCCCGCACCAUUAAAGCCCACACUGACACCUCACCCAAUCUAAUCAGCCCCUCAGAGUGCCUUCACUGUUGCCCCAACAGUGGCACUCCCAGUGGCCUACACGAUUGGGCUGUUGCUGGCCAGGACCACCAGAAGAGGACAAGGGAAGGAUAUAAACCUUGAUCAUCCCUUCCGGGUUGCUUAUUUCUCUCUUUUUCAAACCCUCUUCAAAUAAUUUGUCAAAAAAAGACAAAAAUGUAUAGUUAAUCUAGGAUUUUUUAAAUUGCAACAGCUGCAUAUAUUAUUUAUGUAGUUGGUACUUGUCUAAUGCACAGACAAGGAAAUAGGUUGGUAAUUUUAUUUCAAGUGUAUCAGUAACCAUUAUUUGAAAGAGAAGAGGCAUUUUUGUUUUUUAUCUCUUUCUUUUAGCUAGAAUAAUGUCACACAUGCUAACAGUCACCCCAGACAGUUUUUUUUUUGCAGUCUAGGCAUGUGUAUGUAUCCCUGCUUGCUUAUGCGUUUAGUCACUUUAUUCUAUUGUCUAGACUUUUAAAAUCCCUAACAUGUUUCUUUUUCUUUCAAAAUGGCUUGUGUAACCCUAGUAUAUUUUGAUAAGCAUGUGCUAUUCUAUGUUAUGAUUUAGAGGCCUGUGGAUUGCCAAAGCUAAGGCUUUAACUUAACACCAGACAAAACCAUUUCCUCCACCCCCACCCCAUUUUUGUUUGUUUGUGUGAUUGUCCUCACUGCCAAUGCCAUCACUGGUUGUGACACAAUAAGCUUCUCUCCUACCCGCUUCCUAUGUUACAUUCACAGUGCAAUCCACAGUCUACUUUCUGUUUAGAUUUAGGUAUUAUUAUCUAAAACCAUUCCAUUAAAAAAAAAGCACUUUCAGUCCGUCUUGUAAGGCUGACUUAUGAAAAAACCCACAUUUGUAAAACAAAACUGAAAAAAAACAUGGAAUGGAGUAGGAUUUGAUGGCAGGAUUUUUUUUUCCUGUCUGCAGCAUGGAGCAGGUCUCUUUAUUGUGUUAUAGGCUAGAGAAAGAGAGAGAAACUGAGAGUUGGAAAAUAAAUGGAUUCUCAGAAUAGUAGAGGAACAUUACAGCAACGUCACCAUCCUACUGGCUGAGAUGGACGUAGGAGAACAUUGAGGUGCAAUCUCAAUGAACAACCCACGCAAGCCUGCCACCAUUCAGCACCAGGCCCAUUGAUGCGUAAAACACUAAAGUAGAAAAAACAAAGCUUUUUACAAAGAUUCAGAACUAUUUAUUUUGUUCUAUCCCCACCUCGUAUAAGGCCAGUAUGGAACAUGACAACAGGAUGCCCGAGUUUUGAAGUGUGCUCAACGCACGAAUGUUUGCUACCUUGUGUGAAAUGUUGGGUUUUUUUUUGGAAGAUCAGAGAAGCGCCAUAGUUAUUGUUCAGAGCCAACAAACUCUGGAUGAGCGAGAGAAAAGAAAAAAACAGAAUUACAAGAGAAAACAAAGUGCUGUGGCCUCUACAAGAUUUUGCACAAACCCCAAGAUGUAAUGUCCACUCUUAAAUCUCUUUGGAGGAGAAAACAGGGACAAAGACAGAUGUUAGAGGUGGAAGAGUAAGACGUUAAAAAGGGGGUGACGCCUGGACAUCAGAAAGUAACUGCAGAACUAAACUAAGGUGUUUGUACAAUGAGAAAAGAAGAGAACACGGGAGAACACACUCCUCAUAUUUAGCUGCUAUGGUGGGAUUUCCGGCAAGUAUGAAACUCUGAACGAAAAAAAGAAAAAAAAAAAAGGAAAAGACAUGCUUUGUUCUCUUGUCUUGUUUUGCUGCUAUUUUUGGUUUUGUCUAUGUAUAAUGUCAAUAUACUGCCAUAGGUUUUUAAUUUUCUCAUAGAAAAUUAUGAUAUUGACAUCUGUUUCUUUUGGUAGUUUUUUUAUGUGAUCAGUUUUUAUUAAUGUGAUUUCUGCGCUAUUCCAAAAAAACAAAUGAGGAAAAAAAGAAAAAAAAAAAGACAAAUGUUCCUGUUUUACCCACAAUACCUCAACCAGUCAUGAUUUAGUAAUGAUGAUUUUUUUUUCCUCAGUUCUGUCUUUUGUUUUACUUCAUUAUUCAAUGUCUGCUGGUCCGGUAAUUGGACACCCAUUAUACAUUACAUUCUCCUUCUGGGUCCUGAUAUAAGCAAAAAAAAAAAAAAAAAAAAGGUGUGAGAGAGAGAGAGAAAGAGAGUGCAUUAAAUGAAAUUGGUGCCAUAAAGUUUUAACUGUUUCAUUAAAAGAGACUUGUAUGCCCCUGCUUUUAGGCCACUUGUGGCCCGGUCUAAAUGUAUUUAUGAAGCUUUUGUUCAAACUGAAAGCAGAUAUGAUUUUGUGAAUUUUACAAAGCCAUAGUUUUGUAGUAAUUUAACAUGGCUCCCAGGUCAGAAGCUGGAUAUGUUGCUUUGAACACAGGAAGCUUGGCAUGUUAACAUCACAUGUGUCAAUAUCACAAUAAAUGGCAUGUAGAUGCAA
Messenger RNA from Tachysurus fulvidraco (yellow catfish), 3806 nucleotides. RefSeq names its product cyclin D1 (gene ccnd1). Bases 374 to 1252 code for a protein of 292 amino acids. Gene Ontology annotation, molecular function: cyclin-dependent protein serine/threonine kinase regulator activity. The record is from RefSeq and is a predicted model, not a curated record. Lineage: Eukaryota; Metazoa; Chordata; Actinopteri; Siluriformes; Bagridae. Gene Ontology annotation, biological process: mitotic cell cycle phase transition; regulation of cyclin-dependent protein serine/threonine kinase activity; positive regulation of G1/S transition of mitotic cell cycle. Gene Ontology annotation, cellular component: cyclin-dependent protein kinase holoenzyme complex; cytoplasm; nucleus. The transcript is spliced from 5 exons.